Messenger RNA from Erythranthe guttata (spotted monkey flower), 663 nucleotides. The record is from RefSeq and is a predicted model, not a curated record. Lineage: Eukaryota; Viridiplantae; Streptophyta; Magnoliopsida; Lamiales; Phrymaceae.
AUGACGGAGCACAUUCGCAAUCCAAACAUAUUAUCCAAAUUAAGACAAAAGUUGUCUGAAAAAAUAACAAACGGCAAAACAGUACAAGAACAAGAUCUCCCUCAACUCCCAUACUUAACCGCAGUGAUCAAAGAGACAAUGAGGCUACACCCUCCCAUCGCCUAUACUCUUGCCCCGGAGCCUAAAAGUUGGGAUGGCUUCACGUGUUUUGUGCCCGAAAGGUUUCUUGACUCGGAUAUCGAUUUCAGGGGCAGGGUUUUUUCGUUUAUUCCGUUUAGUUCUGGAAGGAGAAUAUGCCCCGGGAUGAAUCUUGGUUUGAGAAUGGUGAGCCUCAUACUGGCUACACUUGUGCAGAAGUUUGACUGGAAAUUGCCUUAUGAAAUGGCUCCUGAGGAUAUGGACAUUACAGAUAGGUUUCUUGACUCGGAUAUCGAUUUCAGGGGCAGGGUUUUUUCGUUUAUUCCGUUUAGUUCUGGAAGGAGAAUAUGCCCCGGGAUGAAUCUUGGUUUGAGAAUGGUGAGCCUCAUACUGGCUACACUUGUGCAGAAGUUUGACUGGAAAUUGCCUUAUGAAAUGGCUCCUGAGGAUAUGGACGUUACAGAUAGGUUUGGUCUCACUCUAAGGAAAGCUCAACCACUGGUCCUAAUUCCAACCAGACUCUGA